Molecule: messenger RNA, 5653 nt
Organism: Hylaeus anthracinus
Lineage: Eukaryota; Metazoa; Arthropoda; Insecta; Hymenoptera; Colletidae
Product: myosin-IIIb-like
Exons: 16
Coding region: 226-5364 (1712 amino acids)
Biological process (GO): protein phosphorylation
Cellular component (GO): myosin complex
Molecular function (GO): ATP binding; protein binding; protein kinase activity
Source: RefSeq, a predicted model, not a curated record
UGUAUCGUCUCGGACCGUACAGUACCGGUUAGACAGUCACGCAGUCGCGAAGUGCUGUGAACUUACCUCCGAGGACUUUAAGCUGCUCGUUUUCCUGCGAUCGACACGCAACUGGUUUCGAGUUCCAUCGACGGUACCCACUCGGGUCAUGUUCAUGUGAGUCUUCCCCGCGAGCCGCAGGAAGCCUGGUCUUUUUCUAAUUGAACUGCUCCCAAUGGCCCGGAAAUGACCGGUGGUGGGACCAACAUGGCGUAUCACGGUCUCAGUCAGCAUGUAAAUUUCGACGCGAUUCCCGAUCCUGGGGAUCGUUUCGUUUUGGAGGAAUUGAUCGGCGAGGGGACGUACGGGGAAGUUUAUUCCGCGCAAUGCAACGAGACUGGCAAUAAAGUCGCGAUUAAGAUACUGGAGAAUGUUGCAGACAACAUCGAAGAAAUCGAAGAAGAGUAUCUCGUGUUAAGGGAUCUCUGCCUGCAUCCGAACAUUCCACACUUUCAUGGUUUAUUCUUGAAACGAGCGAAACCUGCCCAGGAGGAAGAUCAAUUAUGGUUCGUCAUGGAGUUGUGCACCGGUGGGUCGGUGACCGAUCUCGUGCAGGGUCUCAAGAGAAAAGGAAGACGUCUAACGGACGAUCAAAUAGCUUACAUCCUCAAAGAAACAGUAGAAGCGUUAAUUUAUUUACACAGCAAUCAUUGCAUGCACCGUGACGUUAAAGGACACAACAUUUUACUCACCGAGGAGGCACGAGUAAAACUGGUUGACUUUGGCGUGUCCUCGCAUCUUGCUGAAACGCUGGCGAGGAAGAAUACAUCUGUCGGCACGCCGUACUGGAUGGCGCCUGAGGUAAUAGCCUGCGAGCAACAACUGGACUCCUCCUACGAUUCUCGCUGCGACGUGUGGUCGGUUGGGAUCACAGCCAUCGAGUUAGCAGAGGGUGACCCGCCCCUGUCCGAGCUUCACCCCAUGAGGGCACUGUUUCAAAUCCCAAGGAACCCACCUCCAGCUUUGAAGAACCCCGACGCUCAUUCGCCGGAGCUGGUGGACUUCAUCACGGAGUGUUUGGUGAAAGAUCUCGAGCAUCGACCUUUCGCCAGCGAAUUGAAAGAGCAUCCUUUGUUGGUGAAUAUCGAAUCGAAGAUGGACAAGAUCAGAAUGGAACUGAGGGAAGAGAUUCGUCGACAGAGAGCUUUCGGUAGGGUUCACAGGCAACCGGAAGUGACAACCAAGCAUGGAAAAUUGAAGACUGAUCGGAAAACCAGACCAGAGAAAAUGUACAUGGAUGACCUGGCUGCUCUGGACAUGUUGUCCGAAGAUGGGAUUGUUGAACAAUUGCAACACAGAUACGAACAGGGUCAGAUAUACACGUACAUCGGAGAUAUACUGGUCGCAGUCAACCCUUUCACGAAUUUGGGAUUAUACACGGGAAUUGAGCAAAAGAGGUACAAAGGUCAAGCGAGGUCGGAUAAUCCGCCUCAUAUUUUCGCUGUCGCUGACGCUGCCUACCAAGCAUUGCUUCAUCAGCGACAAAAUCAAGCGAUUGUUAUCAGCGGUGAAUCCGGAGCAGGGAAAACCGAAAGCGCCAAUUUGUUAUUGAAACAACUAGUCUACCUAAGCAAGGCUCCGAAUCGUAAUCUGGAAGAAAGGAUUCUUCAAAUAAAUCCUAUAAUGGAAGCUUUUGGUAACGCAACUACUGGGAUUAACGCAAACUCGUCGAGGUUUGGAAAGUAUUUGGAUUUGACGAUGACUAAAGGUGGGAAGGUUACUGGCGCCAGAAUAUCCGUGUACUUGUUGGAGCAGUCUCGAGUAGUGGCUCAAGCAGAAGGCGAGCGCAACUUCCACAUAUUCUACUACAUGUACGAUGGCCUAGAGGCAGAUAAUCGCCUGUCAGAGUUCUACCUAGACGAGAACCUUCGAAAACAGCAUCGAUACCUCACGGAUCACAGCCAAACAUCUCAGGCGCAUAUCGACAAAUUUCAACAGUUGAAAAAUGGCUUCAAACUGCUCGGGUUUCAAGACGGCGAGGUUGAUACAGUCUACCGAAUUCUGGCUGCCGUGCUUCAUCUCGGUGAUAUUGAAUUCGGCGAGGUGGCAAGCGAGGACAAUACUGAUAAUAAGAGUCGAGUAAUUGAUACAGCACCUUUACACAGGGUUUCCCAAUUACUCGGUGUGGAAGAGAAUGAUCUUCUGGAGGCCUUAACUUCGAACUCGGUUAUGACCAGAGGAGAAACAAUCACGCGGAACAAUACAGUAGCGGAGGCCUGCGCAGCAAGGGACGCCAUGGCAAAAGGACUUUACGGUCGAUUGUUCGACUGGAUGGUCAAUCAAAUCAACUGUUUGCUGUGCUUCAAUCGUUCCCCGAACUACGAGCCGUUGGCCAUCGGUCUUCUCGACAUUUUUGGCUUCGAGAAUUUCCCUAGAAAUUCCUUCGAGCAGCUGUGCAUAAACAUCGCCAACGAGCAGAUACAGUAUUACUUCAAUCAACAUAUCUUCACCUGGGAGCAGCAGGAAUACAUGGCGGAAGGGAUACCAGUGGAUCUGGUCGAGUUCUCAGACAACAGACCAGUGUUGGAUAUGCUGUUGAGUAAACCUAUGGGACUUUUAGCCCUUUUAGACGAGGAAAGUCGAUUUCCUAGGGCCACGAAUAAGUCUUUAAUCGAGAAGUUCCACAGCAACAUCAAAUCGAAAUUCUACGUACGGCCGAAAUCGGACGCGGUUUGUUUCGCCGUUCACCACUUCGCAGGACGCGUGGUCUACCAAGCAGAAGGAUUCUUGGAAAAGAAUAGAAACUUCUUGCCUCCUGAAGUCAUUCAGCUGGUCAGGCAAUCUCAGUACGAUAUGGUUCGCUUUUUGUUCCAAUGCCCCAUCACGAAAACUGGAAACCUAUAUUCUGCGGUACACGAGACUGACUCGAGGAAGUUGUCACAAUCCAACCAGAAUACAAAGGAACGUUACUCCAGUCGGGGAUUGGCGUCGCAAUCCAGAGCCCAACAAACGGUGGCUACGUACUUCCGGUACUCGCUAAUGGAUUUGUUGCAAAAAAUGGUAUCAGGAUUGCCGCAAUUCGUGCGCUGCAUAAAGCCAAACGAUUCGAGGAGUCCCCGAUUCUUCGACAAAGAAAAGGUCGUGAAACAGCUACGGUACACAGGAGUACUGGAGACAAUAAGAAUUCGACAGAACGGCUUCUCGCACAGAAUACCAUUCAACGAAUUCUUGAAGAGAUAUUGCUUCCUGGCAUUCGGCUACGACGAACGAGUAGUAGCUAAUCGCGAUAAUUGUCGGCUUCUUCUCAUCCGCUUAAAGAUGGACGGAUGGGCGUUGGGCAGAACGAAAGUUUUCCUCAAAUACUACCACGUCGAGUUUCUGUCGAAAAUGUACGAGGAGCAACUCAAGAAAAUCAUCAUGGUUCAGGCGUGCGUUCGUCGAUGGCUCGCUAGGAUCAGAUUCAAGAAGCAGAAAUGGCAAUUCGCCGUAUCCGUUGUCACUUUGCAACGGCACAUUCGCGGAUGGUUAUCGAGAAAGCACAUGAUAGAGGAACUGAAGAAGAAGGAAGAAGAUGAGGAAGCCACUGCUCUCCAAAAAGCGCAAGAUGAACUGGCGGAAAAAGCAAAAGCCGAGGAGCAGCCUGAAGAAGUCGCCGAGAAAGUCCAGAAAGAAGCCUUGCAAGAAUCCGACGCUGCCGUCAUCAUCCAGAGCCAUUUCAGGGGCUACACUAUCCGAAAGCGUUUCGGUCCUGAACUAGAAGAACGCUUUAAGAGGAUCUUGAACGGUCACAACGAUAAAUUCGAAGCUCACAAAGCGUUAUUAAGGGAGGGUCUUAAGAACGCAGACGCCGCGUUCAUUGUACAGCGAUGGUAUAAGAAAGAAGAGAAGGUUAAGAAAAGGAAGCCACCUCCGAGAGAUAAUAUUCAUCCUAAGCUAAGACAAGCAGAUCUCAUACAGUUCUCUCAGAACGUUCACAUGAAGAACCAAGAAGUGCACAAAAAUCAACGUCGCAAUAAAGUAGGAGUGCGAUUGAACGACAUCGACGAACCGCCACCGGAUUAUAUUCGCCCCGAAGGAUUCAGCAUGGUGCAACCCAUCAUGCAGUAUCGAAGCGGCGCUCAAGUGGAAGGAGAGGAGACCAUCAAGUACUAUCACGACCUGAAGAACGAGAUGAGCAGUGGUUCGGACUUCGAAGACGACGAAGUUGGCUGGGACUUACCGCUGAUACAGCUAGAAAAUGACCUUCACCCAUUGUCGAGGAGUCGAAUGGGUCAAAUUGUGGAAGUGAACGCCGAGAGGAGAGACCGUUUGGAUGCCCAAGGCGAUUACGCGAUAGCUUCGGAGCAACAGCUCUCGGAUAUAUGGCUCAAAGCUUUGAGAAAUCCAGGCGAGACGAACCAACAAGAAGAGAACUCGAACAGAGCGAGUACACGGACUAAUCACGUGUCUGUCAACAACCUGCGGUCCCCUGAGCCCCAUCCGCACCGCAAGCAAUCUGGAGUCAACUCUUCGAAUAUCAACGAUUCAAUUGGCCUACGAUCUAAAUACGCCAACAGACCGAACGGUAUAAACGAACAUCAGCAAUCAAUCAAUGGUCAUCAGCGCAACGUCAACGGAUGUUCCGCGAAUGGACACCAAAACUUAUCCAAUGGACACUCCAGUUUUGCAAAUGGACAUCCAACAUUUGUUAACGGCCACACAAAUCACAAUCACACAGCGUUGAACAGACACGAAGCCCAAACUAACGACCAUUCCGCGAAAGGUGAUGUGGCUAAGGUCAAUGGUCACCAACCUUACAGCAACGGGCAUCGAAGUAUCAUCAAUGGUUGCCAAAAUGGCCUAUUCGUCAACAAAAUGGUCGCUAACGGGUUCACAAGUCAGAGAGAGGAUUCAAGCGGUCAGUCUGGAUUUAACAACGGGGUCAAGAAUAAUUUCAAUGAUCGCAUGAAGAUAAUUGAGCCUGCGAAGGAGAACAGCGAUUUCGAGAAAGGUCGACGAAACGGAGUGGACUGUAAGAAUGGAAUCAAUCGAACGGUUGCCAAUCAAAACGCUGUGAGCGGUCGAGUAUGUGCGAGAAAGGAAUUGGGGAAGGACACGUUCGGUAUUCCAGCUGAUCUUAGACAACUCCUGAGGCCCACCAUCAUUCAAAAACGUCAGGAGAUCAUCAAAGUCGAUUACGAUCCAGAAGACAUUAACGGACCAUAUAAUUUCAGACAGCUUUUAAGACCAGCCGAAUAUCUUCCCACCGAAUCACUAAGAAAGAGAAAAGGCGGGCUGGCUUGCAACGGAGCUCCUGCGUCGAAGGAUAAAAUUCCUGAGAAACACGUAAAGCGAAGGGCACCGUUGGCGCCUAAUCAAAAUAAACUCGUUAAUAUGAAGAAGUAACGCGAUGUCUGCACGUGUAAACUUUCUUAGAGCAUGGGCAGUUAGACGAUGUAUUUACUAAAUACGAAAAGUUAAUCAGCACAGUGAUUAAAAAAUGCGAGAGCGUUGGGAGAAAUUGGUUUGGGAAUUUCGGGGUGUAUAAUACGAAGAAUGAUGAAAAAAUAUGGCACUACAAAUCAAUCCUAACCGAUGAUUUACGUAACAUCAUAUGUAAAGUGUUAAUAAUGAAAUUUCAAUAUCUCAUUAUUGGACUACGGAUGUUUACGUAUUUAUGACAAAUGAAAGUAUA